Molecule: messenger RNA, 1385 nt
Organism: Aspergillus piperis CBS 112811
Lineage: Eukaryota; Fungi; Ascomycota; Eurotiomycetes; Eurotiales; Aspergillaceae
Product: RNA-binding protein
Exons: 8
Coding region: 268-1146 (292 amino acids)
Biological process (GO): mRNA splicing, via spliceosome
Cellular component (GO): nuclear speck
Molecular function (GO): RNA binding
Source: RefSeq, a predicted model, not a curated record
CAUUUACUCAACUCAAAGGGUUCUCUCUAUUUAUCUGCAGCGUGGUUAUAUCAAGAGACAUAUCAUGUUACUCAUGUAAUUUUUCGCAAGCAACUAGAACAUCCCUGGAUACUUCGCUUGUGGCAUACAAACUUAGCUGUAGUUCCUGAAUUGUCUCUGACUUCCUUACAUCCUGCCCAUUCUUGCUUCACUCGCAUCCACACCACCAUUGUUGAUUUGCCUACCCAGUUCAGCAUACAACCACACAACCUCACUGGCUGACACAAAAUGUCUCGACCUGGUACUACACUCUAUGUCACCGGCUUCGGGCACGGGACCCGAGCUCGCGACCUUGCCUACGAAUUCGAACGAUAUGGACGUCUUGUCCGCUGUGACAUCCCAGCGCCGCGUACCCCUUCCAGCAGACUGUUUGCCUUUGUGGAGUACGAGAGCCGCCGCGACGCAGAUGAUGCAUACCAUGAAAUGCAUAAUAAGCGGAUUGGCCGCGAUGAUCUGUUGAAAAUUGAGUGGGCGCGUACUCCUCCAUCUGCUUCUUGGCGUUUUGACUCUGGCCGGGACCGGCGACGUGACCGUACUCCGCCACGACGUGGCCGCUCUCCUUCUCCUAGACGUGGUCGUGGCGACUAUUCUCCCCGAAGGGACGACAGGUACGAACGGGAUUAUGACCGACAUGACCGCGACUAUGACCGCCGCGAUCGCGACUAUGAUCGCCGUGACCGGGAUUAUGAUCGCCGCGACCGGGACCGUGAACGUUCCCGUGACCGCUCUCGAAGCCCUGAUGAGAGGGACCGCGAUAUCAAGGAUGAAAGGGAGCGCCGUGAUGACGAUCGUGAACGACGCGAGGACGAGCGGGAGAAUAUCCCCAAUGGUGAAGACAGGAAAGUCCCCUUAGAACCCUUGACCUCCGCUCAUGAUGAGCUUGAUACAGCCGAAGAGAGAACACGAAGGGGCCAACUCCUGGAAGUGCUGGCGCAAAGAUACGAGGCAUUGGGGCUUUGGUACUAUUGCUUAACAUUGGUAUUUAUCAUGGUCAGCAGCUCGAAUCAUGACCGAACGAACGUCGAGCGGGCCUUUUUCUUGUUUAUCGUAUCGCCAGACUGUCUCGUCCUUUCGUCACGAUCAACAGCGAUCCGUUAUCCGUCUUGAGCUCGCAUUCUAAUAUAGUCGAUGAUCAUUGACCUUUACCGUCUCGGAAGACCGGUCGACUUCGUGCAUAUCCUGCAACACCGCUUCGAAAACGAUUUGUAACUCUGUAGUCUGUAGAAUUGGUCGUCAUGUUAGUUUGUGGGGAGAAUACAAGUCUAUGUUUUCCUUGCACUUAGUGGAAUGAAUAGGACGACUUUGCAGUUGUAGAGUCAGAAUUAUCGGCUAUCAAGGCAGUAGGA